CAGCUUUCGGUUUGCACCUGAAGAGUUAGAUUCUGUAAUCUUGGCUACAGCACAGUAACAGACACGACGUUGCAUUUGAUAUAUAUACAUGUGUAAUGCAUUAUGUAGCCUGUAAUCUGUAACUUUGACUUCUCCAAAUUGUUUGAACUGUGUAGAACAAUCGUUUCAAAUUUGAACAUUGUUGAAAGUUGAUGGUUAAGAUGUUGGAUUGUUGGAGCCUUCAACUUCAAGAUUGUUAUUGUUGUAGAUUCUGUUACGAUUGGAGGCAGUUUUAGGCUAGAUCUAGGCCUUCUAGAUUCUAUAUCAGUACUGUAAGUACAAUCAUCGUAAUCUAAGCUGUAGCCUACAUUAGAUAUUUAGGCUACUUAGAUUCUUGCUCGCUAGACUCACUCUCUCAGAAACUUAACUUUUGAAAAGUAUAGCAAGUGCACAAGCGACAUGGAAAAUGAAGACAGAGCCUUUUCAGAAACGAACGACAUGAUACAACAAUGGUACUUCGACUAUUUUGUGCAUACAUGUGCAAAACUUGUAGAUCCAAAUGGUUCUCAAGACAAAACCAGCAACUGGGAACAAAUCGAGAGAACCAUGUCAAUGAUCCAAUGUUUGCUGCACGAGUCUGUGGAUCCUGAGUAUCCAGGAAACAAGAUCAAGGCCCAUCUACUGGAGCUGCUGUCCUUGACCCGUAACGUUGCAAUCAGAUUGGAGUCUGAGGAGCAAGAAUCUCAAACUGAUCUGCUGGAGAACUUUCGUGAGAUUUUGCGCAGUCUAAUGUACAUUUAUGAGAAUUCUGAGGCGGUGAGGUCAGAGGCUGAGGUGUGUUUAUUUGAAACAAAUUAUGUGAUCUGCCAUGUGGCUGCCAAGCUAAAUUUGACAGAAGCAUCUCCCAAGCAGCUUCUCAGCAAGUUGAUCAGCGAGGCACACAGAAACUUAAGAAGAUUUCGGAAUCUGGAGGAUGAUGUACAGACUGCCAAACUGAACACUUGCAACAAACUCAGGUCUCACCCACGAUCUAUCAGUGAGAUUGAAAUUCAACCUCUCCUUGCCAGCCUGCUGCAACUGGUCAAAGAUGUAGAACAUUCUUUGGAUGCUCCGUAUCUGAUUGAGAUUGCCGCAUUGCACAAACUGAGAACAAAAUUGAAGGAGAAUCCAGGUGAAGAAGAAGAAGAGUUGUUGGCACAUGAUAGACCAGAAAGUCGAGGUGAUGUGGAGAACGUCCUUGCUGAGAUUGGUUAUGCUGGAAAUACAUUAAAUGGACAAAGAAAGAGAAAAGGGGCAGAGGAAUCCCUUUGCAAAAUAAGAAAAUCUUUCAAAGCUUCCAAGAGGGCCACAAGACCAUCAGAUGGGGUAGACCGCACACAGAGGAAGAGGAGCGCCCCCAUUGACGAUGAGUCAUCACCUCGAUCUGGCCGUUCUUCCAGUGACUCAUCGGAUGACCAGUUGUCUUCCUCCGACACUGCGAGACGGAGACGUCCUGUCGUGUUGAAGAAAAUAGUCCCCAGACAAAGUCUAAUCAAUUUUGCAAGGGCGGUAAAACCGCCGUCACAUCAAACCUUAAGAAUGGGCAGAUGGACACAAGAGGAGGUAGACGAGUUUAUCCUGGCUACUCUAACUAUUGGAGAAGGGUACUGGGUCGAAAUAAAAAGGGCAAUAGACAGUAAGAGAUCUUCUACACAGCUCAAAGACAAGUGGAAAAGUAUGCCCAUAGAUCGGAUUCUGUCGGUUGCGAGGGAAAAUGACCUGAAGUACACUGGAAAGAAGUGGCAUCAGUGAGGUCUGAAAAGGUGUGGAAUAAGUUCAACCUCAACAACAGUGCCAGGCAAGAGCUCGGUCCUGUGAAGAGCCAUCUGACAUUGCAGAUUAUCACUGGGAGCAUCAGUUGAUCUAUGAGUACACAGUUUCCGCAGUGUCAUUGAUAAACCUCACUCUUUGACAAUGAGAUCCCAGAUAGAUAUAUAUGAUCAGGCGGUUUAAUUUGUAUGCGUUCAAAAGGGCAGUGCCCAAUCAUCAAAUUAAAAAAAAUGUUUAACCCAGUACGUGUUUGUAGCUCUUUCAGCAGCUUAUUAGCAGAUAAUUUCCUCCGACAGGUCAACUUGUCCCACAAAACUCUUGUAUUAUAAUAAGAAAUAAUUGUAGAAACAAUCGAGACUUACCUGUAAGUUGAUGAUUGUUUCUGAUUUUGACGAUCUGUCAUCAGGAACGGAGUGGUGAGCAGUUGACAACAAAGACAUACUUUUGCGCUGUGAUUUUUUCCUCCUUGAAGGCUACAGUUGCAAGCAUGGUGUUAUUUCACAUGUACUGGGCUGUACCCAGUGAUAACAUCAGUAUUGUGAGCUCCUUAGGAAAGCCUUUCAAGUUUGCGCGCACCGUUCUAGUGUGAGAAAAGUUAUUUUAUCCAACAAGUACUUAUCCAGUUGAGGCUUUGUGUAGCAGUUGUCUGUGAACAAAGGAAAUCCCUUUUUGAGGACUUACACACUUUCAUUGAGUUUUUGACGACACCAAAAGUCGACAAAAGCCGGUCACAAACAUGAAAGUCUUUCCCAGCAUACAGCUCUGUGUUGUACACAACCAUCAAGUUUUGUAUCACGUAGUUGGAAAUGCUUGAUGCCAAAUCUUGUGUGCCUUUCAUUAGUUAGGCAUAUAUUGUAUGUACAUGAACCUACUCUUUGUUCCAAUCAUGCUCUCGUUGAUGGAUAUAUUAUGUGCUUGGUGCGUACGCCACAGUCGCACUUCCUCUCAGAAUAGGACACCAUGCGGUUAGAAUCAGAGAAGCUGUCAAUCAUGGUGCUGUUUGGAGGAAUGUUGUUUCAGCAUUUUAAGUUUCUUCCUCUGGAAUGUUUUUAGCAGCAUUGAAGGUGUCAGUGAAGCUGGUCUUCUUUCAAAUCAAGUCAAGUGUUUGACGAGGUCCAUUGAUGUGUAGAACCUUUUGGCCAGGGCCGAACGGCUUCAGCAAAGUGUCAGAAACUUUCACAGCUUGAGUUUGAGAAAUGUGUUCAGUAAGUUCAUGUUGAAGGAUCAUGUCUGACUUCCAAAAUGUAUAAGUGGGUUGAGAACGUACCUUAUUUUGUUGUCCACUAGACCGAAAUCCUUCACGUGAUGCUUAGGGGGUUUUGAUGGGUCUUACUGUUUUGUAUUACCAGGAUCCUGUCCAUCCCACCACCAUUUCAUCCAGUGAUAACGCUUUGCCUAGAUAAAAAGCUCACAAGACAGAGUUGACAAACGGCUCUAUUUUCUCCAUGCCCUCAAUACAUGUGUGUAUUUGUCUGACACCAAACGAAGUCUGGUGAAACAUGGCUCAAAUUAACUGAUGUGUUAAGUAUGCAAGACGUUUUAUUGUUGGUGUGGAUUUGUUAAUUCGGUGGGGGGGGGUUUGCAAAAUGUUUCCUCUAUUGUCUUAACACUAACAGUACCGCACUUGUCGCGAGGCCAUAGUAUGUGCUCACUGCCGCUGGGAACUGAAGUCGCCGACACAACCAGACACACUGAACAUAAUUAAACAAUGUACAGA
Molecule: messenger RNA, 3505 nt
Organism: Aplysia californica (California sea hare)
Lineage: Eukaryota; Metazoa; Mollusca; Gastropoda; Aplysiida; Aplysiidae
Exons: 10
Coding region: 439-1770 (443 amino acids)
Source: RefSeq, a predicted model, not a curated record